This is a messenger RNA of Melopsittacus undulatus (budgerigar), 450 nucleotides long. RefSeq names its product transthyretin-like. The record is from RefSeq and is a predicted model, not a curated record. Lineage: Eukaryota; Metazoa; Chordata; Aves; Psittaciformes; Psittaculidae. The transcript is spliced from 4 exons. Gene Ontology annotation, molecular function: thyroid hormone binding. Gene Ontology annotation, biological process: purine nucleobase metabolic process. The coding region runs from base 1 to 450 and encodes 149 amino acids.
AUGGCUUUUCAUUCUGUAUUUCUCGUUUUCUUAGCUGGCCUGGCAUUUGUCUCUGAAGCUGCACCACCGGUAAGUGACGCUGCUGACUCCAAGCAUCCUCUUUUUAUAAAAAUUCUGGAUUCAGUCCGAGGAAGUCCAGCUCCAAAUGUUCCAGUUAAGUUAUAUAAAGAAGCUGCAGAUGCAUCUUGGGAACUGUUAAACUCAAAACAAACCGACGACAAUGGCGGGCUCCAUGAGCUCACUACUAAGGAACAAUUUGUAGCAGGGUUGUACAAGAUUGAGCUUGACACAGCCUCUUAUUGGAAGAGUCUGGGCUUGAACCCCUUCCAUCACCAUGCUGAUGUGGUGUUCACAGCUAAUGAUGGUAGUUACCGACAUUACUCCAUUGUUGUUCUCCUCAGUCCCUUUUCUUACUCAACUACAGCAGUAGUUAGUGAGCCAGUGGAAUAG